Trichoderma citrinoviride is the source of this 1782-nucleotide messenger RNA. RefSeq lists its product as hypothetical. NCBI's taxonomy places the organism in Eukaryota, Fungi, Ascomycota, Sordariomycetes, Hypocreales, Hypocreaceae. The record is from RefSeq and is a predicted model, not a curated record. The transcript has 2 exons. Bases 1 to 1782 code for a protein of 593 amino acids.
AUGGGCAUUCCUCACCUCAUCACCACCCUGGAGAGCUAUGCCUCACACGAGAUCCUCCAGCGCCAGGCCGUGGUCAUCGAUGGCCCAGCGCUAGCCUACCAUGUCCUCCACCUCUGCAGGCUUCAGGGGGCGAGGCAGCCGUCGUACAGCCUCCUCAGUCAAGUGGUCAUUGAGUGGCUGGAUCGUCUAGAGGAUCAGCAAGUCACCAUUCGAGCCAUAUACUUUGAUGGCUACCUGCCAACGGACAAGUACCCAGUCCGCAUGGAGCGGGUAAUGAGAACAACCUCCCGGCUCAGCUUAUUAUACUCCUCCUAUACCACGGGCUGUCCUCGCAGGCACGUCGUUCCCAUAGACGACCUUAGUGACGACCCGCCUCGUCUUGGGCUAUCGGCAGACAAGAUCUCCCAGGACCCGAGCUUUGUCGUACCGGCAAUCAUCGAUGCCCUCCGCGGCAAUCCUCGAUACCGGGAGAAAUGCUUCAUGGUACCGGGAGAAGCUGACGCCUACUGUGCUUCAGACGUCGCCAAGCAUGGCGGCACUAUACUGACAGGCGACUCCGACUUGCUAGCCCAUGAACUUGGCAACGGCAAAGUAGUCUUCUUCCGAGACAUCCACGAGAAUGCCAGCUCGAAGUUGGCAUGCACCAUCUAUGCCCCCCGGGCCAUCUACACAAAGCUAGGACUGCCAAAGUCUGUCGAGGCAUGUCGGCUGGGGUACGAGCGAUUGCACUCCCCUCAUGCAACGCUCCCCAUGCUGUUGAAGGCUUGCUCAAAGCCUAUAUCAGACGCUGUGGGCUAUGAUCAGUUCCGCCAGCAAUACGUUUCCCACGAAGAGGCAUCGAUCCCUCGACUGGUGGGCGGCGGCUUGCUCCCAUUGAGUGCUCUCGAUCCGAGAGUUUCAGAGCUCCUCCUUCAGAUCAGAGAGGCAACCACAACGAAAGGCGUUUCAGAAAGAGCCAAGAUGUUUCUUCCUUUGUUGAUUGAGAAUCCCAACAAGGGAACCUCUUGGGACGCCAGCGCGCACGUCCGAAGGUUGGCCUACACAGUAGCAAGCCGGUAUCUUGCCGGCCACCGCGCCUCAUCAGUCGAAGAGUAUAGAAGGGUGCAGAAUAUCAACCAAAAAGGGCGAGACAUCCCCCUACUAUCCAGCGCUGAGGCGAAUGAAGCCGCCCUCGAGCUAUUAGACCUCAUAAAGCGAGUCAGAGAAACUGGAGUGCCGCAGCACCAUCAAUGGACGCUGCUGUGCAUUAUCCUGGACAUCACAGAAUGCAGCCAGCAAGGCAAAAGCUCACACGCCUUGGCCACACUCCAACAAAAAAGCAGCCGCCCUCUGACCGCCGCCGGGGACAAGAUCCCAUGGGAUACGGUUCACUUCAGCGCGCACAUUCAAGCGGGAAUGUAUUCGCUUCGCAUCCUGAGCCAAGUCCUCGCUGCCACAAUGGCACAGAACACCAGCACGGACGAGUUGGCACUUAAUCUGCUUCAGAUCCGCAAGGCUUUGUCGGAGCUGCCUCCUCUCACCGAGUUUCCGGAUGUUUGUGUGCUCUCCGACUUCUUGGCCGCGUCCGAGGAGCUUCAUAUAUUGCGCAUUCUGGCUCAGUUCAUUGACUUUGAGGAGGCGCCUUCUCUAGGUCUUGAACAGUCACACACAAAACGCGAGGGGAAAAAGUCCAGCAAGCGGGCAGGGGAGUCAAGUGGCAGCAAUAAAAUGCCCAGCAAGAAGCCAAACAAUACAACUGGCAAUGGAGGCAACAUGUUCAGUGCUCUCUCUAUAGAUAUAUAG